AUGGAAAACCAAGUGGCUGACAUUGCUUGCUCUGAGCUCAAGGGUGUCCUUUUCCCUCCCAGCUCCUGCUCCAAUGAGAUCCUGGGCCUGAAGCUGCCAUCAGAGCCAGUGUUGAAUGCCAACACGGUGUGCCUGACCCUGCCGGGGCUGACGCGGCGGCAGCUGGAGGUGUGUGUGCGCCACCCUGACGUCACCGCCUCGGCCAUCCAGGGCAUCCAGAUUGCCAUCCAUGAGUGCCAGCACCAGUUCCGGGACCAGCGCUGGAAUUGCUCCAGCCUUGAGACCAAGAACAAGAUUCCAUAUGAGAGCAUCAUCUUCAGCAGAGGCUUUCGGGAGAGCGCCUUUGCGUAUGCUAUAGCGGCUGCUGGCGUGGUGCACGCCGUGUCCAACGCCUGCGCUCUUGGGAAGCUGCAGGCCUGCGGCUGCGACCAGAAGCGCCGUGGCGAUGAGGAGGCUUUCCGGCGCAAGCUGCAUCGUCUCCAGCUGGAAGCCAUGAACCGCGGCAAAGGCAUGGUGCACGGGGUGCACAUGGAGCACAUGCCAGCAGAGACCCCUGGCCUCCAGGACUCCUGGGAAUGGGGAGGGUGCAGCCCCGAUGUGGACUAUGGAGAGAAGUUUUCCAAGGAUUUCCUCGAUUCCCGGGAAACCUACAGGGAUAUCCACUCCCGGAUGCGGCUGCACAACAACCGCGUGGGCCGGCAGGUGGUGAUGGACAACAUGAGGAGAAAGUGCAAAUGCCACGGUACCUCAGGGAGCUGCCAGCUGAAGACGUGCUGGCAGGUGACGCCUGAGUUCCGCCUGGUGGGGUCCCUGCUCAAGGACCGCUUCUAUGGGGCCACCCUCAUCCGGCCCCACAACCGGAACGCCGGGCAGCUGGAGCCGGGCCACGCUCGGCAUCGCCGCCGGGCCGGCAUCAGCGAGCUGGUUUACUUUGAGAAGUCACCCGACUUCUGCGAGCGAGAGCCGGCCCUGGACUCCUUGGGCACCCAAGGGCGUCUGUGCAACAAGACCAGCCCGGGCAUGGACAACUGCGAGAGCCUGUGCUGCGGCCGCGGGCACAACAUCCUGCGGCAGACGCGCAGCGAGCGCUGCAACUGCAAGUUCCACUGGUGCUGCUUCGUGGCCUGCGAGGAGUGCCGCAUCACCGAGUGGGUCAGCGUCUGCAAGUAGCCCGGCGGACAUCGGUGCCCACCCCAGGGUGCCACGGACAAGCACGGACAACCCUGCGGCAGGGGAGGGAGACGGGGAUCGGCGCUGGGGGGGAGGUGGAGCCGCGAUACCCGCUUCCCUCCGCUCCGACGGAGCAGGAGAGGACAUGCUCAGCACCCUCCAAAAUCAGCACUUUGUCGU
Molecule: messenger RNA, 1350 nt
Organism: Cyanistes caeruleus (blue tit)
Lineage: Eukaryota; Metazoa; Chordata; Aves; Passeriformes; Paridae
Source: RefSeq, a predicted model, not a curated record